Lethenteron reissneri (Far Eastern brook lamprey) is the source of this 2675-nucleotide messenger RNA. RefSeq names its product NADH:ubiquinone oxidoreductase complex assembly factor 1 (gene NDUFAF1). The record is from RefSeq and is a predicted model, not a curated record. Lineage: Eukaryota; Metazoa; Chordata; Hyperoartia; Petromyzontiformes; Petromyzontidae. Gene Ontology annotation, biological process: mitochondrial respiratory chain complex I assembly; mitochondrial electron transport, NADH to ubiquinone. Gene Ontology annotation, cellular component: mitochondrion.
CUCCCCGCCCACCCCUACCUAAGAUGGUAGACGCGGAGUCGGCGAUGUUAUAAAAACAAUAAACACCCGCGGCUCCAUUGGUCGAGAGGAUCGGCCCCAGAGGUCGCGGUUCGCGUGCGGAUGAGACAGAGCGAAGACCUCUCCCCACCGGCGUGUGGAGCAAGGAGAGAGGUCCCCGGGUGUUUAGUGUGAAAGAUACGUGAACGUGUUCGUUCUCGAAUUGCGUGCGUAACCUAUUUCGCAUCGUACGUAGCCAAUCGUGUUAAUUGGAGGUGUGAGGAGAAGGGAGCAUGACAAGCUAAAUGCAAAAAAGCAGUUCUAAAUAAAUUAUAAAAUAAAUCAAAGUUAUCCAUCUCGAGCAGAGCUCCAGUGCCUGCCCAAUACCGGAGGAACGUUCCAGACGGCCGCAGAAGCGCAUCUGAAAGCGCGAGAAUUUGUCAUCUUAAGACCAUUUUCUUAAAUUUUCGAUUUAAAGCUUGGAUUCAUAUUCUUCGUUCUUUCGGUAAAGUCACGUAGAAGGGAAAUAAUAAAAAAUAAAUUAUUUUUGUAUUUCCCUUCUACGUGACUUUACCGAAAGAACAAAUAAUAAAUUGUAUUUAGUUGGUGACCGUUCAAAGCCAUGCUGAUAAGCGCGUGGCUUCGGCCACGCCGUUACGCGAACUUCAUCGUUCGAAGCAUCGCAUCGUCAUCAUCAUCAUCGUCUGGACCUGGCAAUGUUGGCUUUCCUCUUCCAACACCUCCACGCUCCACCUGGGAGAGAGGCAUGGGCGGCGUGAGGAAGCAGCUCUCUGCCCUGAAGGAGCACCUGCGUGAGAAGGUGGUGGGCCCAGACGGAGUCCCGCUGGGCACCUACAUGGCCCAGCAAAGCCACGUGCCCUGGGCAUGCAGAGGCCCUCACUGCCUCGAGGAUUGGCUCGUCUCGUCAGAUGCUGAGAUGGGCGGACGCAGCCGAUCGUUUUUAUCGCUGAGCAAGAACAACAAGACCCUGCUCUUUCAUGGCGAACUCGAUAACUACAUCCCUCGAGACGGCAGGACCAAGUACAGCGGGUACUGCACGCUGAGGUCCAAGCCCCGGUUGGGUUUCAUGAACAAGAAGAAGGCCUUCGACUGGGGAGACAUGAACGUGCUGUUCCUGCGAGUGAGAGGAGACGGGAGACCCUACAUGAUCAACAUCAGCGUCGACAACUACUACACCCACAUGCAGAACGACCUCUACCACUACUUCCUCUUCACCCGCGGAGGCCCUACCUGGCAGGACGUCAAGAUUCCUUUUUCCAAGUUUUUCCUGGCAUCUCGUGGCAGGAUUAAUGACGUACAACAUCCCAUUCAGACAGACCGGGUCGGGACGCUGGGCUUCACUUUGGGCGAGCAGGCGGAUGGGCCUUUCCAGCUCGAAAUCGACUUCAUCGGCGUCUACAAAGACCCCGCGCACAGCGAGGAGUUUGCGUAUGAGACGUACAAGCGGAACCCCAACGCCAAGCGGUGACCCAGUUGUCGCGAGCGGCACCGCCAGGGGCGGACGGGAGAUGCGGCCAAUGCCACGGCUGCACUGCACAGCCCCAUUGCUGCACGAGCGUGCGUGAGAGCACAUGAAUGAGUUAUUUAAAUAACGAAUUGUUAUAUGUUAUAGUAAUACAGUAAAACCUUGGAUUGCGAGCAUAAUUCGUUCCGGAAACGUGUUUGUAACCCAAAGCACUCGUAUAUCAGUUGUGAUCAUGUGACGCUCGGCAGACAAAGCGUAUACGCGUACUACUCGUAUUGCAAGACCUCGCUCGUUUAUCAAAUUAAUAUUUAUUAAAAAAAUUGCUCGUCUUACAAAACACUCGCAGACCAAGUUACUCGCAAUCCAAGGUUUUACUGUAUAGUUUAGCAGGAAGCUGCCGUGGUGUAACGGUUCAGCACAAUGGACUCGCAGGCCGGAGGUCAGAGGUCGCAAACAGGUUUUGAUUCUGUACCCGUACCCGGCCGCACCAGGGUCACAAACGGCCGGGUACGGGUAGCCGGGUAUUGGGUAGGGUACGGGUAUCGGGUACCCGGUUGUGACAUCUGCUGUAGGUCGCCGGUUGCAUCUCAUCUCUCGGCAUGGCAGUCAAACCCAUGGGGCAAGUUUAUUAAAAUCCCUCUGUCCACAGAGCAGUCGAAAUGGGUUUACCACAGUUCAUGGGCAGACCGAGUGUGGUGGGAUAAAGUGUGGCUACUCCCUCUGCUUCCAACACAUGCAGUUAGAGUAUGAGACCAGCGGAUGCCCUUCUGGCAGUCGUGGCAUGGCAAAGCAAUUGCAGAGACCCGUGUGUUGAAUUUCAUUCUCACCAUACGUAGCCAAUUGUGCUAAUCGGAAGCUAUGUUCAGGUUUCACUCGCUUCGUGCAGGUUCGGUUUGUGCAGUUUUGAGUAUAUGCGGUUAGCCUAUUUGUACCCAAUAAUUUGCGAUGUGGUUUGAAUUCACUCCACAUGUGGUCGGACGUGGGACAACAUUGUACUUUGUGUGUGUGCUGUAUGCACUACUCAGCAGGUAGCUGUCCCUAUCGCUUAACGCGUGGGAAGUCUGUAUACUAAAUUCAUAGUUAUGCAAAACGUGUAAAAACAAAGCGAGCAAGAUGUAUUGUUCCUAACAAUAACAAGAAGCCACAUUUGAGAUCCGAGUGUUAAUAAAUUACUUUUAUUGCAAAACAGCCA